AUGGCCGUACUAGAAGACAGAGAAGAUGCCUUGCUUUAUCUUCAGGAUGCCACUCUCCAGCGGGUCUUUGGAAAUCACCUGCCACCCUUCCCACCAAAGUACUACCUAGCGAUGACUACAUCUAUGGCUGACCAGAGGAGGGAGCAGCUGGAACAAUAUUUGCAAAAUGUAACCAUGGACCCAAACGUGUUGAGAAGUGAUGUCUUCAUUGAUUUUUUAAAACUGGUACAGCUGGACACCUUUAGCAUCGCUACCAAGAAAGCCUCUCUGGAUCUAUUUCUGCCUGAUGGAAGGAGCAUCAAAGUUGAAGUUCUAACAUCAGAUACUGCCGAGAGAGUUCUAGAGGUGGUGUCACACAAAAUUGGACUGUGUCGGGAGCUCCUGGACCACUUCGGCCUAUUUCUCAUUCGGUUUUGCAAGGAGGGCAAGCUCUCUGUCCUGAAAAAGCUGGCGGACUUUGAACUCCCCUAUGUCAGCCUUCACAGUGCUGAAGUAGAAAAGUGCCAGGUUGGACUCAGAAAGUGGUACCUGGAUCCGUCCCUUGACGCCUCACUGAUGGACUGCAGAGCCGCCGUGGACCUGAUCUGCAUGCAGGCAUUAAAAGACAUUGAAAACGAAUGGGCCAAACCCACACAGGCACAGAGGCAGAAACUAGAGGCUCUCCAGAAGGAAGACAACAAAACAAAGUUUUUGGAGCUGGCCCAAGAGGUACAACACUAUGGAUAUAUGCAACUGGACCCUUGUACCUGUGACUACCUAGAACCUGGCUGCGGAGCGGUCCUUUCUGUUGGCAAUAAUGAGAUCCGCUGCUGUAUCACCCUGCCAGAUAACCGGACCCAGGAUGUCAUUUUCCAGAUGAACAGAGUGAAGUGUUGGCAAGUCACCUUCCUUGGUACUCUGCUGGAUGUGGAUGGGCCCCAGCGAACUCUCAACCAGAACUUAGAGCUCAGGUUUCAGUAUAGUGAGGACAGUCAGUGGCCAUGGUUUGUUAUUUACACCAAACAGGCUUUUUUGCUGAGUAGCUGCUUGAAAAAGAUGAUCUCAGAAAAGACAGUAAAGCUAGCUGCAGAGAAUCCAGAAAUGAAAGACCGUGCUAAUUUUCUAUCAAGAAAAAGCAAGAUUAAGAUAACCAAAAUUGACAGUGUUUUUGGAACCAGGAAAGAAGAAGACCUUUAAAGAGAAAGUCUCACUUUUUAAAAUAUCUUUUAUGGCUAUUUUGAAUGUGAAAGACCUUGGGGGUCUAAGUGAGCUUCCCACUAUCAAUGGAAGAAGCAUGACCUCUUCUCAUUUUUGGGCAGUAAGAUGGAUCGUAUUUAUCAAGACUACUGAAAUAUGCUGACCUCAUUUUAAAAAUAUAAGAACCAGAGUUACACAGUUUGCUUUUCACAAGUCAUAAAUGACAAGUGGCAAAUCCAAGUCAAUUAAACUGGAGUUUAGUCUUUUUUUCCCCUUAAAAUAGAUAUAUGUACCUGGCUUCAUGGGUCUUUCAUAUGUUCUGAUAUUACAUGAUUGAAAGGCUUAGAAUAAAAUAAUAUAAAUGUUUGGAGUUGAGUUCCAAAGACAUGACUCACCAGCUGAGGAAAACACAGUGCUAAGAAACAGAAUCAUUGACAAAGAGCUCUGGACUUCACUGGCCCUCCACUGCCGGGAGCAGGGAUGUGGUAAAAUACUGUCUUGUUUCUUUUCACAGCUCUGAGUCUAUCAGUAUGAACAUACUCAAAGUAACAGGCUGCCCUGUACUCUAUUUCUCCACUGUAAUAAUUGUACUCUAUUCUUCAAAUUCUGAAUUCAGUGCAGUAAUCAUCACACAUUUUGAAUAGCUUUAUUUUGGUAAACAAUGAAUGAGUCCUGCAUUUGAUGUGGAAUAUUGUAUAAGUCUCUUAGCUUUGCAAACAUCUAUUCUUUCCAAAAUGAUUCCUUAACCAAUUUCGGUUUAUCGUGAUAAUGGAUACAACUAUGUAUAGCAUUAAGGUUGUGUUAAUGGAGAG
Molecule: messenger RNA, 1988 nt
Organism: Condylura cristata (star-nosed mole)
Lineage: Eukaryota; Metazoa; Chordata; Mammalia; Eulipotyphla; Talpidae
Gene: SNX31
Product: sorting nexin 31
Exons: 13
Coding region: 1-1176 (391 amino acids)
Biological process (GO): intracellular protein transport
Cellular component (GO): early endosome
Molecular function (GO): phosphatidylinositol binding
Source: RefSeq, a predicted model, not a curated record